AUGAAGAUAAUUACAUAUUUUUGCAUUUGGGCAGUAGCAUGGGCCAUUCCAGUUCCUCAGAGCAAACCACUGGAGAGACAUGUCGAAAAAUCCGUGAAUUUGCAUCUCCUAGCAAGAUCAAAUGUGUCAGUACAGGAUGAGUUAAAUGCCAGUGGAACCAUCAAAGAAAGUGGUGUCCCGGUGCAUGAAGGUGAUAGAGGAAGGCAAGAGAAUACCCAAGAUGGUCACAAGGGAGAAGGGAAUGGCUCUAAGUGGGCAGAAGUAGGAGGGAAGAGUUUUUCUACAUAUUCCACUUUAGCAAAUGAAGAGGGGAAUAUUGAGGGCUGGAACGGGGACACAGGAAAAGCAGAAACAUAUGGUCAUGAUGGAAUACAUGGGAAAGAAGAAAACACCACAGCAAAUGGCAUCCAGGGACAAGUAAGCAUCAUUGACAAUGCUGGAGCCACAAACAGAAGCAACACUAAUGGAAAUACUGAUAAGAAUACCCAAAAUGGGGAUGUUGGCGAUGCAGGUCACAAUGAGGAUGUCGCUGUUGUCCAAGAAGAUGGACCUCAAGUAACUGGAAGCAAUAACAGUACAGACAAUGAGGAUGAAAUAAUUGAGAAUUCCUGUAGAAACGAGGGUAAUACAAGUGAAAUCACACCUCAGAUCAACAGCAAGAGAAAUGGGACUAAGGAAGCUGAGGUAACACCAGGCACUGGAGAAGAUGCUGGCCUGGGUAAUUCCGAUGGGAGUCCUAGUGGGAAUGGAGCAGAUGAGGAUGAAGACGAGGGUUCUGGUGAUGAUGAAGAUGAAGAAGCAGGGAAUGGAAAAGACAGUAGUAAUAACAGCAAGGGCCAGGAGGGCCAGGACCAUGGGAAAGAAGAUGAUCAUGAUAGUAGCAUAGGUCAAAAUUCGGAUAGUAAAGAAUAUUAUGACCCUGAAGGCAAAGAAGAUCCCCAUAAUGACGUUGAUGGAGACAAGACCUCCAAGAGUGAGGAGAAUUCUGCUGGUAUUCCAGAAGACAAUGGCAGCCAAAGAAUAGAGGACACCCAGAAGCUGAACCAUAGAGAAAGCAAACGCGUAGAAAAUAGAAUCACCAAAGAAUCAGAGACACAUGCUGUUGGGAAGAGCCAAGAUAAGGGAAUAGAAAUCAAGGGUCCCAGCAGUGGCAACAGAAAUAUUACCAAAGAAGUUGGGAAAGUCAACGAAGAUAAAGAGGAUAAAGGACAACAUGGAAUGAUCUUGAGCAAAGGCAAUGUCAAGACACAAGGAGAGGUUGUCAACAUAGAAGGACCUGGCCAAAAAUCAGAACCAGGAAAUAAAGUUGGACACAGCAAUACAGGUAGUGACAGCAAUAGUGAUGGAUAUGACAGUUAUGAUUUUGAUGAUAAGUCCAUGCAAGGAGAUGAUCCCAAUAGCAGUGAUGAAUCUAAUGGCAAUGAUGAUGCUAAUUCAGAAAGUGACAAUAACAGCAGUAGCCGAGGAGAUGCUUCUUAUAACUCUGAUGAAUCAAAAGAUAAUGGUAAUGGCAGUGACUCAAAAGGAGCAGAAGAUGAUGACAGUGAUAGCACAUCAGACACUAAUAAUAGUGACAGUAAUGGCAAUGGUAACAAUGGGAAUGAUGACAAUGACAAAUCAGACAGUGGCAAAGGUAAAUCAGAUAGCAGUGACAGUGAUAGUAGUGAUAGCAGCAAUAGCAGUGAUAGCAGUGACAGCAGUGACAGUGACAGCAGUGAUAGCAACAGUAGCAGUGAUAGUAGUGACAGCAGUGACAGUGACAGCAGUGAUAGCAGUGACAGUGAUAGUAGUGAUAGCAGCAAUAGCAGUGACAGUAGUGACAGCAGUGAUAGCAGUGACAGUAGUGAUAGUAGUGACAGCAAAUCAGAUAGCGACAGCAGUGAUAGUGACAGUAAGUCAGACAGCAGUGACAGCAACAGCAGUGACAGUAGUGACAACAGUGAUAGCAGCGACAGCAGCAAUAGCAGUAACAGCAGUGAUAGUAGUGACAGCAGUGAUAGCAGUGACAGCAGCAGUAGCAGUGACAGCAGCAACAGCAGUGAUAGUAGUGACAGUAGUGACAGCAGCAAUAGCAGUGACAGCAGUGAUAGUAGUGACAGCAGUGAUAGUGACAGCAGUGAUAGUAGCGACAGCAGCAAUAGCAGUGACAGCAGUAAUAGUAACAGCAGCGAUAGCAGUGACAGCAGCAACAGCAGUGACAGCAGCAACAGCAGCGAUAGCAGUGACAGCAGCAACAGCAGUGACAGUAGCGAUAGCAGUGACAGCAGCAACAGCAGUGACAGCAGCGAUAGCAGUGACAGCAGUGAUAGUAGUGACAGCAGUGACAGCAGUGAUAGUAGUGACAGCAGCAACAGCAGUGAUAGCAACGACAGCAGCGAUAGCAGUGACAGCAGUGAUAGUAGUGACAGCAGCAACAGCAGUGAUAGCAACCACAGCAGCAAUAGCAGUGACAGCAGUGAUAGCAGCAACAGCAGUGAUAGCAGUGAUAGCAGUGACAGCAGUGAUAGCGACAGCAGCAAUAGCAGUGACAGCAGUAAUAGUAGUGACAGCAGUGAUAGCAGCAACAGCAGCAAUAGCAGUGACAGCAGUGAUAGCGACAGCAGCAAUAGCAGUGACAAUAGUAAUAGCAGUGACAGCAGCAACAGCAGUGACAGCAGUGAUAGUAGUGACAGCAGUGAUAGCAACGAAAGCAGCAAUAGCAGUGACAGCAGUGAUAGCAGCAACAGCAGUGAUAGUGACAGCAGUGAUAGCAGCGACAGCAGUGACAGCAGUGAUAGCAGUGACAGCAGUAAUAGUAGUGACAACAGCAAUAGCAGUGACAGCAGCAACAGCAGUGACAGCAGUGAUAGCAGUGAUAGCAGUGACAGCAGUAAUAGUAGUGACAGCAGCAAUAGCAGUGACAGCAGCAACAGCAGUGACAGCAGUGAUAGCAAUAGCAGCGACAGCAGUGACAGCAGCAACAGCAGCGAUAGCAGUGACAGCAGUGAUAGCAGCGACAGCAGUGACAGCAGUGACAGCAGUGACAGCAGUGACAGCAGCGACAGCAGUGACAGCAGUGACAGCAGCGACAGCAGUGAUAGCAGUGACAGCAGUGACAGAAGUAAUAGUAGUGACAGCAGCAAUAGCAGUGACAGCAGCAACAGCAGUGACAGCAGCGAUAGCAGCGACAGCAGUGAUAGCAGCGACAGCAGCGAUAGCAGUGACAGCAGUGACAGCAGCAACAGCAGUGACAGCAGCGAUAGCAGCGACAGCAGUGAUAGCAGCGACAGCAGUGAUAGCAGCGACAGCAGCGAUAGCAGUGACAGCAGUGACAGCAGCAAUAGCAGUGACAGCAGUGACAGCAGCGACAGCAGCGACAGCAGUGACAGCAGUGAUAGCGACAGCAGUGACAGCAGUGACAGCAGCGACAGCAGUGACAGCAGCGACAGCAGUGAUAGCAGUGAUAGCAGUGACAGCAGUGAUAGCAGCGAUAGCAGUGACAGCAGCGACAGCAGCGACAGCAGCGACAGCAGUGACAGCAGCGACAGCAGCGACAGCAGCGAUAGCAGUGACAGCAGUGACAGCAGCGAUAGCAGUGACAGCAGUGAUAGUGAUAGCAGCGACAGCAGUGACAGCAGCGAUAGCAGUGAUAGCAGCGACAGCAGUGACAGCAAUGAAAGCGGCGACAGCAGUGACAGCAGCGAUAGCAGUGAUAGCAGUGACAGCAGCAACAGCAGUGACAGCAGCGACAGCAGUGAUAGCAGUGACAGCACAUCUGACAGCAAUGAUGAGAGUGACAGCCAGAGCAAGUCUGGUAACGGUAACAACAAUGGAAGUGACAGUGACAGUGACAGUGAAGGCAGUGACAGUAACCACUCAACCAGUGAUGAUUAG
Molecule: messenger RNA, 3873 nt
Organism: Gorilla gorilla gorilla (western lowland gorilla)
Lineage: Eukaryota; Metazoa; Chordata; Mammalia; Primates; Hominidae
Gene: DSPP
Product: dentin sialophosphoprotein
Exons: 4
Coding region: 1-3873 (1290 amino acids)
Biological process (GO): dentinogenesis; odontoblast differentiation
Cellular component (GO): nucleus; cytoplasm
Molecular function (GO): collagen binding
Source: RefSeq, a predicted model, not a curated record